Molecule: messenger RNA, 936 nt
Organism: Drosophila busckii
Lineage: Eukaryota; Metazoa; Arthropoda; Insecta; Diptera; Drosophilidae
Gene: wntD
Product: wnt inhibitor of Dorsal protein
Exons: 1
Coding region: 1-936 (311 amino acids)
Biological process (GO): multicellular organism development; cell fate commitment; neuron differentiation
Cellular component (GO): extracellular region
Molecular function (GO): cytokine activity; frizzled binding
Source: RefSeq, a predicted model, not a curated record
AUGUUCUACAUAAUACAAAUAUUUCUGAGCAUCACGAGCACAGUGAGCAGCGCCAGCGUGGCGGACAGCAUGAACUACUAUCAGUACACACAUCAGUUCAAGACGCCCAUCUCCUGGCAGGCCAUCAGCAGCAACAGCCUGCAACUGGCAUUGGAUAGCUGCCAGCAGAGCUUCAAAUGGCAGCGCUGGAACUGCCCUAGCCAUGACUUUGCACAGCGCGUAGCGCCAAAUGCAGCGCAUGAGCUGGAUCGCGAGGAUAUCUAUGUGGCUGCCAUUUCAUUGGCCGCCAUACUGCACACACUCACCAGAGAUUGCGCCAAUGGCGUGGUGGCCAACUGCGGCUGCAGCGACAACAGUCUGCAGGUGCCAUGCGCACACGAGCCCGCCAAGGCGUUGGAGCUGUACCAGGCGCGCUUUGGCGCAGGCGCUGGUGCAGCGGCGCACAAUCAGCGCGUGGUGGGCGCUUUGCUGCAGCAGUCGCUGGAGAAGGAGUGUCAUUGCAAGCAAAAGAGUCCACAGGGCGGCUGCCUGCAGGAGCAGUGCGUUCAGGUGCUGAAGCCCUUUGAGUCUGUAGCACAAGAUGUGCUGCAAAUGUACGAUGAUGCAGUGCAGCUGGACAGCACGCUAGAUAAUCUAAAGAUCAUGUGGCAGAACAUACCACUGGAUACGCUGGUCUACAUGCAAGACUCGCCCAACUACUGCGAGCCAGACGCAAGCGGUCGCUGGGCCGGCACACGCGGUCGCCAGUGCUCCAAGCAUGGCGGCGACACUGCCGACGAGCGUCUCUCCUGCCAGCAACUCUGCCGCGUCUGUGGACUACGCAUACGCAGCCAGCAUGUGCGCAACGAGCGUCGCUGCAACUGCAAACUGCUCUGGGGCUUUCGCCUGCAAUGCGAUGUCUGCAUUCAGCUGGAGCGUCAAUAUAGCUGCUAUUGA